Malaya genurostris is the source of this 1898-nucleotide messenger RNA. It is a transcript of the gene Atg14, whose product is annotated as beclin 1-associated autophagy-related key regulator. The transcript has 4 exons. Gene Ontology annotation, cellular component: extrinsic component of phagophore assembly site membrane; extrinsic component of omegasome membrane; mitochondria-associated endoplasmic reticulum membrane contact site. Gene Ontology annotation, biological process: cellular response to starvation; autophagosome assembly; mitophagy. The coding region runs from base 210 to 1706 and encodes 498 amino acids. Lineage: Eukaryota; Metazoa; Arthropoda; Insecta; Diptera; Culicidae. The record is from RefSeq and is a predicted model, not a curated record.
CGCUCAUUCUCACUUUGCUUGCUGCAGUGUUCAGUUUGCUGUUGAUUUUUGCUAGAUUAUUUAAGUGAACAGCAAAGUGCGACGUAGGUUUUACAUUUCUAAGUGGUAAAUUUUCAAUUUUCAGAAAACAUUCUGUAGAACCUGAACAUAUUAGACAGUGAAAAGUUUUAUCUGACACCGUAGGCGCUGUGGCUGAUGGAGUGGUAGUCAUGGCCAUCAGUAUGACUUCAGAAGGUGGUGCUCCGGAAAACUUCCACAUUUCGUUCGGGAACGAUGACGAUGAUUCCAACAUGAGUUCAGGAUCGAUGCGAUGUCCUCUGUGCAGCUACUCAAAGCGUCACUUUUACUGUAGGAGCUGUAUUCGGAACGGAGACUUUUUGCAUUCCUCACAUCAUUUGCUUGAAAGGUUUUCCGAUAAGCAAUCCCGUUACAAAAAUCUUAAAUCCGCUCACAAUACGCUAGAAAACAAGUGCGUUCAUUUGUUUUCUCGUCGAAGGCUAAGUUGUCAGCUGCGGGCCGAGAUUAAACAGAAGUCCGAAAAUAUUGACAACAUUCGGAAGUUGAUGGUUCAGAAGCGGGAAAAUGUAUUACGAUUACAAUCGCGAAAAAAAGAAUUACUCGAAUCUAACCGCAUGCUACGCAUGAAACUUCCCCGUUGCGAUGAUAAGGUGAAGGUGAUUGGCGACUAUGUCCUAUCGAAACUGGAGGAAAGUGAACGACGGCGAGGAUGUCUGGCCGAUUUACAGUCAAAGCUUAAGCAACUGAAGCGGGACAAUAUUGAAAAAUUGAUUAAAUAUAUCUUUCCAGUAUCUCAAGCCAUAAGCAAUAAAAGUAGUUUUUCCAGCAGCGACGGGGAGAGUAAAAAUACAAUUAAUGAAAUUUCCGAAGCGACCAGGACGGCAUACGUUCGAGGAAAAUGGAUCUUACAGGACAGUUUCGGUGAAAUACAGCACAUAAUUGUGGCUCCAGCUUUACCAGGCAAUGGGAACUAUUCCGCGUACAACGACUGGGCUACGGUGAAUCCGGCCACAGAAGUGUCAUCCGUAGGUAAAACUGAAGAUCCAACUAAAAACAUGGCUAGCAGAAAUCCCGCACACACAAUCGCUGCUGCUUUAACCUAUACUACUCAGUUGACUCAGAUAAUUAGUUUCUAUUUGGACAUUCGCCUCCCCUACAAAGUAUCGUACAAUGAUUUUUGUACUACUGCUCUCUCGGAGGCUCACUUCAAUCGAAAAGUCGCCCGCUUGAACGCCAACAUUCUCUAUUUAUGUUACACGCAAGGUUGUCGUCUAGUCGAACUUCGUCCAACGCACACUCUAGAAAAUGUUCAACGUCUACUUAAUGCAUCUCAUGCAGAUCUGGGUCGCCUAGGACCUAUGGAUAGAAAUUUUUGUUUGAACGAGCAGACGGAUACGGCUUUAACACAGUACUUGGGUACAGGGGAAGACUCCGAUUCGGACGGCGAAGGCAAUAUACAACACGAAUGGGAGGCUGUUCCCAGCAAUCUCCCACCACCUGGAGAAGCAGACGCGUUACACAUAGCGGGAACAAUCGGCACUAGUGCACUGCCCUACAGCAAUACUCAUCGAUACCAAACCCAUCAUCACCUUUACAACCAGCACCACCAUCCGGUAACGACAACGAGUCUCAUGACCAGUGCUGUCGCUUCCGUCACUUCGCUCUGGAAGGGCUGGACUGGAAAGUAAUAGAUGACGAAUAGCAUACUAGUAUAGAUAUAACAAGUGAUAAACAAUCGAACAAUGGUUGUCUUGCACAUACCAGGUCAUUCAAAGCAAAGCGAUGAAUUAAAACUCUGCCUGACCUUUAGCUGCUUACAUAUUUUAUUUUCGUAACGUUCGAAGAGAAUAAAUUUAUUGAUUUUUUUUAUAAAUAGUAAA